Bipolaris zeicola 26-R-13 is the source of this 621-nucleotide messenger RNA. RefSeq lists its product as uncharacterized. The record is from RefSeq and is a predicted model, not a curated record. Bases 1 to 621 code for a protein of 206 amino acids. Gene Ontology annotation, biological process: regulation of translational fidelity; glutaminyl-tRNAGln biosynthesis via transamidation. Gene Ontology annotation, molecular function: glutaminyl-tRNA synthase (glutamine-hydrolyzing) activity. The transcript has a single exon. Lineage: Eukaryota; Fungi; Ascomycota; Dothideomycetes; Pleosporales; Pleosporaceae.
AUGGCAAAUCGUCGCGUCUUUGCGGCUGUGAAGCUCUACAAGCCGACACAAUGCUUGCAAAUACGGUCAUUUACGCCUUCAGCCCUACGGCUAGAAAAGGACCCUAAGGAAUCCGCGCACCCACGGAAAAACGUCGGCAUCCAUCCCAGCGAACUCGAGCAGCUUCUCGCAGAGCCCACCUGGUCCGUCGAGUCCCUCCUUCCACCAAAGACCCGUGCUCCCGAUGCCCCGCAAGUCACUUCGCAGCAGCUACACCACCUGCUGCGACUGUCAGCUCUCCCGCCCCCGGAGACGCCAGAGCAAGAGAAGAAGAUGCUAGAUACGCUGGCAGCACAGCUACACUUUGUGGGCAAGAUACAAGAAGUGGACACUACUGGCGUGAAGCCUCUCCGGGCUAUACGCGACGAGACUGCGGCUGCGGAAGAGGAACAAAAAAUUACACUGGAGACGCUCAAGGAUGCAUUGUCCAAAGAGAAGGUUGUGGGACGUCAUCACAAGCGCAUACAGCGUGACACUACACCUGUCGAUGCGAAGGACGUCGAGGACUGGGAUGUGCUAGGUUCAGCCGAACGGAAGUCCGGCAAAUACUUCGUUGUCGAAAGCGAACGCCCACAGGAAUGA